UUCACAAAAUUCAUGGUUAUCGUCAUUCGUCACUCGUGCUUCGAGAAACAUCUGAAGAACAACGGAAGAAGGGGAAUUUGUUGUGCAGCUCCUGGGACGGAAAAACUUCCUCACCGAGCAACGUUUACAGGAAGAUGGUUGCUGCAGAGCCUCCGAUGAGAGAUGUGAGCCCAUUGCAGCGCUAUCCCUUGGUCAUCAUCAACCUCCUCUUGAUGAUCGUAUCGGGGAUAAUCACCGCCAUCUCUUGUUACUCGCUGUACCUGCGUUGGGACGAUAUCCAGUUUAUGUCCAUCAUGAUCACGAUCGCGGUGAACCUGGAGAUCCCUUCCAUCAUCAUUGGAUCCGUCGUGACCAUCGUGUCUGGAAUGGGAUUCAUUGGAGGCCUACGCGAGAACGUUCUACUUCUGACCAUAUAUUCUCACGCCAUGUGCGUGCUUAUGCUCAUCAGCGUGGCUUUAUCGCUGCUCGCCUUCUUGCUUCCAACAAUGAGUACGAAAACGAUCCAUGAGUUCGUCACGGUGGAUCUCAUCGUCCAUUACAGAGAUAAUGAUGACUUCCAGAGGGUCAUCGACUUCAUGCAGUACACAUUCAAAUGCUGCGGUGUGACUCAAGACGGUUAUCACGACUGGAACCAGAAUAUGUAUUUCAACUGCAGCAGGUUCAACCCGAGCUUUGAGCGUUGCGACGUCCCUGCAGCUUGCUGCUGUCGCGAAAAUCCGAACGAAGACAUAGAGACGGUCUUGAGCAGACGCUUCUGCGGCCACAGGACCCUGGCGAUGACGGAGCAAGAAGCCUGGCAGAAAAUUCAUACCCGAAGCUGCACGGACGCGGUCAUGGCAAAGGUAAAGUCGUCCUCGUUAAUCAUAAUCAUCAGCUGUUCCGUCGUAACGGUAAUCAUCAUGGUGCUGCGCUCCAUGGCGCUCAGCGUCAAAAAUGAGAUUCUCUCGCUGACGAGCUUCUACGAAAAAUACUAUGCCUCUCUCCGGCGCGGAGAGCGAAAGUCAUUCGCCAAGCAACGAGCACUCAAGGAUAUUACCAAGGGCAGCGUGGAAACGAAACGGCAUCGUCCUGUUAUGGGAUUUCAUCCACCACCUCCGAAGCAUCGUGGUCCUGUACUGGUUCACGAGCAGCGCCGACCUGCUAUUCCCGUUGAAGCCAUGCAAACAGGUCCAUUGCCUGGCGUGCGUCACUUUAGGGCCAAUUGACGAACCCUUAUGGAUCUCCUUUGUAACUGGCAUAGAAAUACAUGGGAUACUAACAAUUUUGCUUUCAGUCUGUGCGCAUAGGCGUGUCUUUCAGUUUGUAGGUUCAGGUAAUGGCCACUGCCUACUUGGAAUGCUUUCCGUGCGGUGCCAGCCAUGACACGACUAAGCGUUAAUAGACCCAAGAAAGCCCCGUUAUACGCUUGUGCACCAUCAGCCGAAUGUGGUGUAUGGACCCUAUGAGAAUAGACGUUGAGUGCGUUCGAUGCGAUUAUCG
Messenger RNA from Ornithodoros turicata, 1479 nucleotides. RefSeq names its product tetraspanin-33-like. Gene Ontology annotation, cellular component: plasma membrane. The coding region runs from base 135 to 1205 and encodes 356 amino acids. NCBI's taxonomy places the organism in Eukaryota, Metazoa, Arthropoda, Arachnida, Ixodida, Argasidae. The record is from RefSeq and is a predicted model, not a curated record. The transcript is spliced from 6 exons.